Pseudocercospora fijiensis CIRAD86 is the source of this 483-nucleotide messenger RNA. RefSeq lists its product as uncharacterized. Bases 1 to 483 code for a protein of 160 amino acids. The transcript is spliced from 3 exons. Lineage: Eukaryota; Fungi; Ascomycota; Dothideomycetes; Mycosphaerellales; Mycosphaerellaceae. The record is from RefSeq and is a predicted model, not a curated record.
AUGCCACAACCCUCCACCUCCACCUCACAACCUCCAAUCUACUUCUGGCGCGAAUUCACCGAACCCCACGGCUUCAUGUCCCAAUGGUACCUACCCUCUCCCUUUACCGUUCAAGGAAUCACAUACCAGACAGCAGAAAUGUGGAUGAUGAUUGAAAAAAAUCCAGACUUUUUGGAGACGAGAACAUCAAAGAUUGGGAAGAUUGGCGAAGGGGGUUUGAGAGAGAGGGGGAGGUGGGAUGAGAAUAAGAGUCGGAUUGUUGAAGAAGGGAAUUUUUAUAAAUUUUCCGAAAAUGAAGGGUUAAAAAAGAAAUUGUUGGAGACUGGGGAGAGGGAAUUGGUGGAGGCUAGUCCGAACGAUAGGAUUUGGGGGAUUGGGUUUGGGGAGGAGGAUGCUGAGGAGAAUCGGGGACGGUGGGGGGAGAAUCGGUUGGGGGUUGCAUUGAUGAAUGUUAGGAGGAGGUUGAGGGAGGGUGAAGAGUGA